AUGGAGGCAAGCGGUUAUGGUAUUGAGGGUAGAAACAGAGCCUCGGCAGCUGAGCCCGGUACCUUGACAUCCAGAAACGCUCUUUACACCGAGACCAAGCAACUCAUACAAGGGUAUCUAGACGAGUUCACGGGACUUGUUAAACCGAGAUGGAAUGAAAGCAUAGCUCUGUCUACUAUGAAAAGGGUUGUGGCUGGCAUUUUGGAGCACUACAGAUAUGAAUACAAUGGUGGGUAUUGGUCAUUGGAGCAUUGGACCAGAAAUGGUGACAUAGGGUUUGUCAGCGAGAUAGCUGUGAACAUGUUCAAUGAUGGGACCACACAUUGGGGCCGUAUUGCCAGCUUGAUAGCAUUCGGUGCCGCUUUGUCUCUGCGCUUUAAUGAGAUUGGCAGAGAGGACUGUGUGGGGCUAGUGGGAGAAGAAAUCUCCCUGUACCUGCUGACCGCGCAGACGGACUGGCUCGUUGGAAACAACUCCUGGAAUGGCUUUGUGGAGUUCUAUCGGGUAGCGGACCAGCAGACUACUUGGACAAACAUACUCCUCUGGGCUGCUGGAUGUGCUGGCAUUGCGGCAGCUCUGACCUUGUUCAUCAAGUGA
Molecule: messenger RNA, 597 nt
Organism: Etheostoma spectabile (orangethroat darter)
Lineage: Eukaryota; Metazoa; Chordata; Actinopteri; Perciformes; Percidae
Product: induced myeloid leukemia cell differentiation protein Mcl-1 homolog
Exons: 3
Coding region: 1-597 (198 amino acids)
Biological process (GO): regulation of apoptotic process; extrinsic apoptotic signaling pathway in absence of ligand; mitochondrial fusion
Cellular component (GO): mitochondrial outer membrane
Molecular function (GO): BH domain binding; channel activity
Source: RefSeq, a predicted model, not a curated record